Raphanus sativus (radish) is the source of this 1866-nucleotide messenger RNA. RefSeq lists its product as uncharacterized. Lineage: Eukaryota; Viridiplantae; Streptophyta; Magnoliopsida; Brassicales; Brassicaceae. The record is from RefSeq and is a predicted model, not a curated record. The coding region runs from base 1 to 1866 and encodes 621 amino acids. The transcript is spliced from 9 exons.
AUGGAGAGGCGUGAGAAGGGAAAGAAAGAGGGAGAUGAAUUCAUCAUUUCUACCUCUAGAUUUAAUGUUCUUGCGUUUACAGAAGAGGAGGGAGAAGGAGAAGAGAGUCCAGAAAUAGAAGAAGGUGAGGUUGUCAUGGAAGGUGAAACUACAGAGGUCUCGUUAAAAGGCACUAAGAGGGGAGCCAAACAAGUUGGUGUAACCACUUCCAAGCAAGGGAGGAGGAAAGUUGUGAACACUAGAGAUUUGAAAAUUUUGAAGGCGCACACAACUCAUAAGAAAGCUUCCUCAGAGAAGCCUCUGUUUGGCUGUCUUCUAGAAUCUCGAGUGAAGCAGGAAAAUCAUGAGAAGUGUAUAAAAGCAGCUUUACCGGGCUGGAAAGUGAUUACAAACUACGAGUAUCACAGGUUGGGGCGAAUACCUGAGAUAGGGGAACAAUUCAUAUGCUCUGCAGUGUAUGCUUCAAAUACAGAGGGUGGGAGAAGGAGAGCACUUGCGGGCACAAGAUUAUAUGACAAAUCAAAUGGGGAUGAGAUAGUUUCAGGAUAUGAUGCAGGACUGGAAGAAGACCCUCUAAAAAAUAAUUUGGAUAGGGCUCUCAUUAAUGGAGAUUGGUUGCGUUGUUUCCCACAAUCUUAUGCUAAGUUUGAAGCUGGAGGAAUCUCUGAUCACGCGAGUGAAAAAGGUCUAGGCAAGUACGAACGAGUUGUAUCAUUCGAGAGCUUCUCUAGGAUUUUACUUCAAGAUCCAAACCUCAUCACCCCUGCAGCAGCUGUAUUCGCCUCUGAUAGGUGGAACAAGCUGGCUAGAAUUGAGGAGAAAUUUUAUGGGCAAAAGUCUUGUAUCAGAUGUAUCGAGACAGGGGAUAAUAAUACAGCUUUCUUCCACAAAGCAGUACAUUCCCGGGCAGCCCAAAAUGCAAUUAGAGUGCUUAUUUCUGCAACUGGAGCGACUCUAACUUCGACUGAUGAUAUUAAACAAGAGUCUGUGAUGCAUUUUCAACGCUUUCUUCAAGUGCAAGAUCCGUUAGGAGUGGAAGCACACGCAACCCGAGACCUUCUCAGUUAUUGUUUUUCUACUUCGACAACUUCUCAGUUGAUCGCCCCCAUCUCCGCAGCAGAGAUACAGGCAGCUCUACACUCUCUUCUCCUAAUGAUAAGGUUUCCUGUCCUAAUGGUUCUUGUCAAUCGCCUGAAGGCACUCUUGCCCGAAGCUAUUGAAGCUAACCAAUGUGCUUUUAUUAAGGGUAGAUUGCUGCUGGAGAAUGUUUUGUUAGUUUUAGAGUUGGUAAACGGCUACCACAAGAAGACCAAUACGAACAAAUGUGCUAUUAAAUUUGACAUAUCCAAAGCAUUUGAUACUGUUAAGUGGUCCUUCAUCUCCUCAGUUCUCAGGGAAGUGCGUCUGCCAGCUCAGUUUAUUCAUUGGAUCAUGGUUUGUAUCUCCACGGCUUCUUUCUCUGUUGUUGUAAACGGAAAUCUGGAAGGGUUCUUCUCUAAUGCUAAAGGUAUUAUUAGACAGGGUUGUUCUCUGUCUCCUUAUCUGUAUGUGAUACUAAAUAAUGUUCUCUCAAAGCUACUCAACAAGGCGGCUUUGGAAGGACAGUUUGGAUACCACCCACAGUAUAAAACAGUCCAGUUAACUCAUUUAAGUUUUGUCGAUGACAUCCUAGUGUUUACGGAUGGCACUGACCGUUCCCUGAAAAGUGUGAUGGAGACUAUGGACAGCUACUCGGCAGGGAAUCAAUGUUGGAACUUUACCCAUCUGGUAUCUAGGACAUCCCCUAAAAACGAAAGUGCUCUCAAAAUCAGACUACGAGCCUUUGAUAGACAAGAUAAGGAACAUAAUGUUGGAUUGGAAGAAUAA